AUGGCGACCAUGACCACAGAAGAAGUGCAAAGCGUUCACAUGUUCUUUGUCGUCGUGAGCGUCACGCCGAUGGUCUUUACUGGAUACUUUCUUGUGAAAACAGCUAUUAUGUUCUUCAGUUUUGAUCCCGAUUGUACCAACGCUCAUUUGGAUUGGGAUUUGGCACUUGGGUUGUUCCUGUUUACUCUUUUCCUCGUGGGAACGCUUAGCCUUGCAUGGAGGGUGACUGCCCUCCAAAGUACUUGCAUGGCAUUGCUGCUGGUUACCAUCGCGGUGAUUCUUGUGGCGAGUGGGAAUAUCAUCAAAGGAGGAACCGAAUCUAAUGAUUCCAAAACAAUAGAGGAGUUGUUGCAUUCCCAACAGGAGUAUUAUUGUCUCGAGACUUAUCCGUCGUGGGCACAAACGUUUCUUUUGAAGGACAAUGACUGGCAUGUCUUCCAGAAAUGUAUCAUUGACAGAAAAAUUUGUGAGAAUUUUGACAAGGAAGAUCUUUUUCAGGGAGGUUGCUGUAAACCGCCCAUUUACUGCGGUUUUCAACUGAAGAAUCAAACAUGGCUGAUCCCAGAAGCUGGACUGUAUUCUAAUGAUGCAAAUUGUCAGAUGUGGAGCAACGAAAAAGGGAGGUUGUGCUAUAGUUGCGAUACCUGCAAAGCUUCCUAUAUCAACGACUUGUCAUUCAAAUGGUACAUGAGAGGAGGUAUAAUAAUGUCUGCAGUCGCGGUAUGGAUUAUCAGCUUUGGUUGUUCUUACGGAAUUGAAAUGGAUAACAACCGACGACGUAACAGGACUAUUGAGUCUGCUUAUGUAACGGCAUGAUCAAAUUUGAGACCAUUGUCGGAAUUCUUCAGAAGUACAGUCACAAAUCAAAGUUGUUAUUGGGUAACGGAGAAUGUAAAACCAAACACUUCACAUGUACAUUCACAUGAUGUGUGAAGUU
Messenger RNA from Rhododendron vialii, 937 nucleotides. Its product is annotated as tetraspanin-9-like. Lineage: Eukaryota; Viridiplantae; Streptophyta; Magnoliopsida; Ericales; Ericaceae. The coding region runs from base 1 to 816 and encodes 271 amino acids. Gene Ontology annotation, cellular component: plasmodesma; plasma membrane. Gene Ontology annotation, biological process: auxin-activated signaling pathway. The transcript is spliced from 3 exons. The record is from RefSeq and is a predicted model, not a curated record.